AUGGAGAAUUCAGAAAAGCUCAUCAUCAAGUUAAUAUACGUUCUUGUAGCAUUUAGUGAGGUUUAUGGCAGAUAUUAUAGGAAUCUAGAAAGAUUCAAUAUUUACACAAACGGUGUAAUUUAUACUGUUGAUCCUAAAGCUGAUUCGUGGCAUUCCAAUCCUGUACAGGCAAUGGUUGUCAAUUAUCACACUGGUUAUAUCGAAUAUAUCGGUAAUAAUGGUGAUGCGAUGGACUAUAAGACAGAACUGAGCAAGACAUUUGAUUUAAAAGGGAAAACAGUACUUCCCGGAUUCCAUGAUGUACAUAUGCACCCUCUAGAGGCUAUGACAAAGCUCGGUGGAGGAUGUUCAAUUCCAAAGCAGACACCUCCCGAAGACAUUAAGUAUGCAAUUUCACAAUGUAAACCGACCAAUGAUGCACCUGGUUGGAUUUUAGGUCACGGUCAUUCGAUUGAAUUCAUUUUGGACCAUAUUGAAAAUGAAGGAAGACCACCAAAGGAGAUAAUUGACGAAAUUAUAAAUACUCAUCCAGUCAUUCUUAUGGAUGAAACAUCUCAUUCUGUAUGGGUUAAUUCAAUGGCUCUUAAAAAGGCGAGAAUCACGAAAGACACUAAAAAUAAUCCCGGUGGUAUAAUUAUGAAAGAUUUAGAAACUGGUGAACCGAAUGGUAUAUUAUUUGAAAACGCUGGGAAUGAAAUUAUGGACAUAGCUAUUGUAUCGUUUGGUAACCAAGACGCUGCAAACUACGAUGCUUUAAGUAAUGCUUUAUGGGAACUUAAAAAGAACGGAAUCACAUCCAUAUGCGACGCCAGAACUUACUGGAAACGAAACCAUCACACUACUUGGAAAAGGGUAUGUGAUAAUAACGAAUUAACCGUUCGAACUGUUUUAGGGCUUUGGGCAUAUCCUAGUAUGCAUGAUACAGAGCAAAUUCAAAAGUUGAAAGAUUUGCACACUAAUGAUUAUAACAGCAACAAAUGCUUUCUUAAAAUCAACGAAAUAAAAGUAUAUUCAGAUGGAAUAGUAGAUAGUACAACUGCUGCCAUGUUGGAACCGUAUGCAAAAAAUCUACAUUUACCUGGUCUAGUGGAUAAUAUUGGCAUGAAUUAUUUUACACAGGAUAGAUUGCAAAAAUACUUCGAACAACUACCAAAGUUUGACUUUCAUAUACAUGCUAUAGGUGACCGGGGCGUGCAAGAGGUUUUAAAUGCAAUUGAAAAAACAAAAGAAAUAAAUGGUAGCCGUCAUCGCAUGACUCAUCUGGAGAUUGUAAACAAACGUGAUAUUCCCAGAUUCAAGGAACUCGGUGUGAUUGCUGACUUCCAGGUUACUGGUGAAUUUACCCUACCGGGAGAAACAAGAGCCCCGAUUAUACAUUCUGUUGGUGAAGAUAGAGCAAAAGAUUUCAUACCAGUAAAAAGCGUUGCUGAUACAGGUGCCGUCGUGACAUUAAGUAGCGACUGGGAUGUUAGUAGUCUUAACCCGUUUAUAAGUAUUCAGCAUGCCACACAGAGGGAUCAGCAGUCAGUUUCUGUUAAAUCUGCUAUAGAAAUGAGAACAAUAAACGCAGCUUAUGCAAUGCGACAGGAGAAUGAAGUUGGCUAUUUAGGUCGUGGUAUGGCUGCUGAUUUUGUUGUUGUUAAUAAGGACAUUCUUAAAAUUCCAGUUCACGAAAUCGGUUCCACGAAGGUCGUGCAGACCGUGUUGCAAGGACAAACUAUUUAUCAGUUGGACAAAAAAUAA
Mytilus trossulus (common blue mussel) is the source of this 1743-nucleotide messenger RNA. Its product is annotated as putative amidohydrolase YtcJ. Bases 1 to 1743 code for a protein of 580 amino acids. The record is from RefSeq and is a predicted model, not a curated record. The transcript is spliced from 2 exons. NCBI's taxonomy places the organism in Eukaryota, Metazoa, Mollusca, Bivalvia, Mytilida, Mytilidae. Gene Ontology annotation, molecular function: hydrolase activity, acting on carbon-nitrogen (but not peptide) bonds.